Molecule: messenger RNA, 561 nt
Organism: Ilex paraguariensis (yerba mate)
Lineage: Eukaryota; Viridiplantae; Streptophyta; Magnoliopsida; Aquifoliales; Aquifoliaceae
Source: the annotation of a GenBank genome assembly
AUGCAGAGCCUUUUCUGGGAAUAUGAUAAAAUUGAGGCUGGAAGCCACAAUCUUUUUGCACCAGCUGCGGCAAUUCGAUUUGAGCUUAGAGGUGGAGAGUGGAAAAAAGCUUAUAUGCAGAUGGAUGGGGAGCCAUGGAAACAGCCAAUGAACAACGAUUAUUCGACAUUUGUGGAAAUUAAGCGGGUACCAUUCCAAUCAAUUAUGAUCAAUGGCGAGUAACUUAAAAACUGUUCAGAGUGGCAAUCCAUGUAAAGAAGUUUGCGUCUUGAGGGCUUUCACUUUAUGUUCAUAUUUUUGUACUUUGUGCAUCAAUGUAAACACCAACUCAGAGGAAUCUGUUUACUGCAAUGCUACCAGUGUUUCAGAUGUUAAGUCUAGAUGAAUCGCGGUUAAGGUAUUGCAUUUAAUAUUUUGGAACAGUGAUUGAUUGAUAUUCUUGUAUUAUGUCAAAUAACAAUAAUAAGAUUUAUUUUGGAUGCAAAUAACAGUGGAUUUGGUUUGAAUUAUAUACUAUUAAUAAAGGGAGAGGAGAGGAUUUGUUGUCCUAUCCUUUUAUUG